Pelobates fuscus (common spadefoot toad) is the source of this 929-nucleotide messenger RNA. Its product is annotated as stomatin-like. The coding region runs from base 18 to 929 and encodes 303 amino acids. Gene Ontology annotation, cellular component: plasma membrane. Lineage: Eukaryota; Metazoa; Chordata; Amphibia; Anura; Pelobatidae. The record is from RefSeq and is a predicted model, not a curated record. The transcript has 7 exons.
CCACAGAUGCUGCUUGUAUGCACAGUGGAAGAGGAUCUCCUAGUUUUAUAUGUUAUCAAACAAAUAAGGUGCAGCCAGAAAUGGAUCCAAGUUAUGACCAAGAAAAACCAGGACAAUCCGAACCUUCAAGUAACGUGGAACCGCAGCCUGAAAACCAAGGAGUAGACUGCUUUGGAUUUAUUUUGAUCUUCUUUUCUUUUUUGAUGGUCCUAAUCACCUUUCCCAUUUCAAUUUGGUCCUGCAUAAAGAUUGUACAGGAAUAUGAAAGAGCGGUCAUUUUUCGCUUGGGGAGAGUUAGAUCUGGAGCAAAAGGACCAGGAAUAUUCUGGAUUCUGCCGUGCACUGACGAUUUCUGCCGAAUUGACUUGAGAACCGUCUCCUUCGCUGUUCCUCCACAAGAAGUUCUAACAAAAGACUCUGUAACUAUCAUGGUUGAUGCUGUUGUGUUCUACCGUAUCUUUAAUCCGAUCAUCACCGUGGUCAAAGUGGAUGAUGCUAAUAAAGCCACACAAAUGCUGGCUCAGACCACACUGAGAAACAUGCUGGGUACCAAAAGCCUAACUGAAAUCCUUGUAGAUCGCGAAGAGAUGGCCGAACAAAUGGGCAAAAUUUUAUAUGAUGCAACCAAAGAUUGGGGUAUUAAGGUGGAACGUGUGGAGAUUAAAGACGUUAAGUUACCAGGGUCUCUGCAAAGAGCAAUGGCUGCUGAAGCUGAAGCCGCUCGAGAAGCCAGAGCGAAGGUUGUUGCUGCAGAAGGAGAAAUGAAUGCCUCGCGGGCGUUGAGAGAAGCCGCUGUGAUUAUGUCUGACACUCCAGCAGCUCUCCAGCUACGCUAUUUGCAGACCCUCUCUCAUAUUUCAACAGAACAAAAUUCAACCAUCAUUUUCCCAAUACCUAUUGAGUUCUUUUCAUUAUUUUCCCGUAAUUAG